AUGUACGGCGACGUGUUCAAUGCCACCAGCGGCCCGGAGGCAGCGGGAAGCGGCGCGCUGGCCCCCGGAGCCACUGUUAAGGCGGAGGGUGCUUUGCCCCUGGAACUGGCCACCGCGCGUGGCGUUCGGGACAGCUCGGCCACCAAGCCUGACCUGCCCACCUACCUGCUGCUCUUCUUCCUCCUGCUGCUGUCCGUGGCUCUCGUCGUCCUUUUCAUCGGCUGCCAGCUGCGCCACUCGGCCUUUGCUGCGCUGCCCCACGACCGCUCACUGCGCGAUGCCCGUGCGCCCUGGAAGACGCGGCCGGUAUAG
Messenger RNA from Cricetulus griseus (Chinese hamster), 312 nucleotides. The record is from RefSeq and is a predicted model, not a curated record. NCBI's taxonomy places the organism in Eukaryota, Metazoa, Chordata, Mammalia, Rodentia, Cricetidae.